Drosophila willistoni is the source of this 6906-nucleotide messenger RNA. RefSeq names its product serine-rich adhesin for platelets. Gene Ontology annotation, molecular function: transcription corepressor activity. The transcript is spliced from 11 exons. The record is from RefSeq and is a predicted model, not a curated record. Gene Ontology annotation, biological process: negative regulation of DNA-templated transcription; regulation of transcription by RNA polymerase II. Lineage: Eukaryota; Metazoa; Arthropoda; Insecta; Diptera; Drosophilidae. The coding region runs from base 147 to 6485 and encodes 2112 amino acids. Gene Ontology annotation, cellular component: histone deacetylase complex; transcription regulator complex.
CAUCACAACCACCACCACCACCACAACUACAACUACUACAACUACAACAACUAUAAUAAGUACAAGCACCAACAGCUACAACAACAACAACAACAACAACAACAACUACAACGACAACGAUAUCAUCAACGACGUCAAUUGCGACGAUGGCUGCCAUAAACACGGUACCAAAGAGCAUACAUUUGCCUUUGACGAGUCUCAGCAGUGCGCCGCGUGUGUUGAUGUGCAGCGCCUCCGUGGGCACUGAAGCUUCUGUAACAUUGCAACUAAGAGAUGCAAACAGCAGCACUGGUGGCAGCAGCAGCAGCAGCAACAGCAUCAGUAGUACAACAACUAAAACAGCAACAGCAACAGCAACAACAUCAACAUCUGCUGCAACAGCAACAGUAUCUUCAUCAUCAUCCCAACCAGCAGUAUCAUCAUCAGCGCCAGCGCCAACGUCAUCAUCAUCAUCAGCAUCAUCUUCCCCAAGUAGCAGCAGUAGCAGUCAGCAAACUCAAACCAAUGGCGUCACAGCGCCAGCCACGUCGUCGUCGUCGUCAGCAACAUCAACGACAACGUCGGCAUUAGAGAAUGCAUUGACCAUUGGCUAUCCGGAUCCGGAAAUGUUGGCAGAUGUUUUGGGCACCAUACAGACAGCUUCCCUCAAGAACAACAACAAUAACAGCAACAGCAGCAGUAACAAUAAUACAGUAACAGGAGCAACAUUAAGCAAUAGUCUUGGAAAGUCAAGCAAUGGCAAUCAUUUAAGUAAUCCCAACAAGAUAACCAUUACCAGACGGAGUGUGCAAACAGUCAGCACAUCAACCAACACCAAUUCCACUGGCAAUACCAAUAGCAAUAGCAACAUCAGCAGCAGUACCGGCAACAGCAACAGCAACAGCAACGGCAACGGCAACGGCAGUAGUGGCAAAACCAAUACUAGCUAUAUUAAAAACUGUUUGAUACGCAGCAGCAGUUGCAGCAACACGGCCACAAAUGUCACGACUCUGGCACAGAUUAUGAGCAAUAGUAGUACCAGCAGUGCAGCCAGUUUACUUAAUCAGCAUAAUAACAAUAGCAACUGUAGCAAUAGCAGUAACUUUAGCAACGCCUCAUCGGUUGGCAGCAGCAUUAGCAUUGGCAGCAACAGCAGCAGCAACAGCAACGACAGCAACAGCAGCAGCGGCGGUGGACAUAGUUUGAGUUUUAAGAGCAAUGGUAGACAUGUUCCUGGCAGCAGCAGCAACAAUAGUAACAGCAUUGGCGGGCUAACCGCAUCGUCAGUAUCCGCAAAUACCGCAUCAACAACUGGCAUUGGCAUCGUCAGUGUUGAAGCCCCGAAAAAGAAUCGCCCCAAAUUAUCCUCACCAACACGCCACGGACCGCAACAGUGCCAGAUUUGCUGCAAAAUCUUUGGAAAUGCUUCGGCGUUGGCCAAGCACAAACUGACGCACAGCGACGAACGGAAAUACAUUUGCGCGCUUUGCUCUAAGGCAUUCAAGCGGCAAGAUCACUUAAACGGACAUAUGAUGACUCAUAGGAAUAAGAAGCCUUACGAAUGUAAGGCAGAUGGCUGUGGCAAAUCCUACUGUGAUGCUCGCUCAUUGAGACGUCAUUCGGAGAAUCAUCAUACUGGAUCUGGCACGUCCACAACCAGCACUAGCACCAACACCAGCAAUAUCAAUCAAUCGCUCUCGCCCAUCGCCAGUUCGAGUGGAGCCAGCUGCAGUAGCAGCAGCAGCAGCAGCAAUAGCAGCAACAGCAGCAUGGGCGUUGGCAUGACAAUGGGCGUGGCAACCAGUACACUCAGCCUGUCACCGGCCACAGCCAGCGGGGAUGCCAGCUCUCCAGAUGGUGCCACCUGUAUACGCACUUACAUUUCCACCGGCAGCUCUGUGGUCGAUGCAGCUACAGGCAUCGCUCUUUCCGAUGAGCAAAUCAAGGCCAUGAACUUGCCGAUUAAGACCGGAGUGACGCUUCUCUCGCCCACCACAUCGACAUCCUCGAUUGCCUCGUCCAACGCGUCAUCAUCAACGUCGUCGUCGUCAUUGGCAUUAGUGUCGGCAUCCUCGACAACAGCCAUGGCUCCAUCCUCGGGACCGGGUACAUUAAUUGCCACUUCGCCAACCAUAACCCUGGCUGAUGGCAGUAGCCUGGAGGGUGAGGGUCUCACACGCGAACAACUGGAUCUCAUUAGCAAGAUAAUGCAGCAGACAAAGCAAACGAGUGCCCAGGUGACUGUGUCCUCGCCCACCAGCAUUAGCUCCUACAAAAUCAACACAAACUCAGCGCCAACACAAUCCAGGCCACGCACUUGGAACAUGCAAUUGCUCAACAACUCACAGAAUGUCACAGUCACCGUUGAGGAUGGUACAGAUUUGGUUCCCUCAUCCUCAUCCUCCUCCAGUUCGCCGGUCGAGGUUAAAGAGGAGGAGCUCAGUCCACAGCUGGUGGCGGCCAUCAAUCCGCAUCUGUUGAAUAUUGUCAAACUGGACAAGCCAGUCGAGUGCAAUUUGUGUCACCGAAAGUUCAAAAACAUACCUGCCCUCAAUGGGCAUAUGCGUUUGCAUGGCGGCUACUUUAAAAAGGAUGCCGAAAGCAAACGCAAUGAGAAAAAGGACUCCAAUGGACCGCCACUGCAGACAGCUAGCAUUGGGGUACGAGCCCUGAUUGAGGAGAAGAUUAUUAGCAAGCGCAAGGAUAUAAACAAGGGUUCUUUUGUGGUCCCCGCCCCGCCAAAUAGUAAUUGCGCUACAACCACAUUGAGACGUUCGAUCAGUGAUCUGGAGAGUUUUCUCAAUCCCAAGAGUAAUGCGAACAGUAUAAAUAAUGUCACGCCCACCACUACAACCGUUUUGCCAGCUGCCACCACAAUUAAGAGCAGCAAUGGUCUGAGUAUACAACAAAUUGGACUGCCACAGAGUAUUGAGAUCUUCAGCGGUGGACAGAAACAAUCGAAAACACUAAAUCUCGGCGGUGGCAGCAAUACGAUAACCAUAACCACCAACAAUGUGCCCACCACAACCACAAUGAGUGCAUUGACAGCCCUGAAAGCUGGCGGCACAUUCAGCGGAGUAUCAGCGUCGGCAUCCACCAAUACGGAUCCCAAGGAUUCCACUUUGAUUGAGCUACUUAAGCGAGGGACACGCAUAGCGGUGACUUCGAAGAAAUCAUCCCAAACAUCUCACACACAAAUGCAGGCCCAGAUUCAGACACAAACUGUUGGCGCCCCUAUAGCCGGAGGGGGGACUCUUACCGAACUGACAGGAAUCGGUUCGAAUAGUCGUCAGAUUAUCACCAAUAAUAAUCGCACUGUGAUCAUACCAUCCGACGUCCAAGUUGUAUCCACCAAGAGCAAACUGAACACCCUUUCGAGUCUUGUGAGGGCCAGCAGCAACAUUGGAGGCGGAAACACUAUGACAAACGGCAACAAUAACAACAACAACAUUUCAUGUCCAACUAAUAGCAUUUCCCUACCGGAUGGUACACCAUUGUCUUUGACAAUUGCUCCCAGCCAAGACGGCACAAGCACUUUGACAGGCGCUCCAACUGGCGGUGUUAUUACCAGCGGAGGUAAUGGUGUCUAUACUGUGACUUAUACCAGCGAUGGAACCGAUCUCUUCGAUGAUGCCGAAGUCUACAAUGUUACCGACACAGAGAUGCUCCUGCAGACGGUUGAUACCAUGGAGUUGCUCAAUAAUGAAGAGGAUGACGACGAAGAUGCCCAGAUGAAGAGCGAACAUUCCGAAGAGUUUGCCCUACUCAGCGAGGCCGGCGAUAGUGCGCAUACGCAGCUGGUCAAGCUGGAGGCAGACAAUACAAAUAAUGGGACAACAACCACAACAACAACAACAACGGCUCUGCCCACCUUCCAGCAAUUCCAUUCCAAGGAGCUAAUCAUGCAGAAUAGCUCUCAGAUCCAGGCCAUAGCCAGCAUGCGUGUUGGCAGUGUGUUGACAUCGCCAAUACACUCACCAUUGGCCUAUCCCACACCACCGUCUAGCCAUGAGAAUAUGGCCCAAUCUUCGCCGUUCAUUGAGGAUGCAGCUGCCCAGUUUGUGGAUGCUACACACACUUUCUUUGGCGAUAAAACAGACUUUUCGCACAUCUAUUUCAAGACCGACGAUGGCCAAGAGACCCAUGAGCAACUGAGUGCCAACGAUAAUGAAAAGAUUCUCAAGUUGAAAUCUGUGCUGGAGGAGAGCAGUUUUGAUCCAUCGAUUAAAGUAGAAGAUCUAUUGAAUGGCACUGAAGAUGAUACCGAGUGUGAUUUGCGUGAGUUUGCCGAGACGAAUCUUUCGUUUCUUGACGAGGAUCAAGAGUUUCUCAAUGAUUCGCGUAAUGCCACAUCGCCACUAUCCGAGUCCUUUUUCACCAGCGGCAUUGGUUCUGCAGAGGAUGUAAAGCAAGUUUUGCGAGAGGUGUUGCCCGAUGAGAAUAUGCAAUUGCAAUUGUCAAGCGAGCAACAGGGUGAGAAUAUUAUCGAUCUCUAUUAUUUGCCUGGCUUGGCUCUUCAAUCGCAGAUGAUGCCCAAUUCCGAGGAUCCAUUGUUGUCGUCGUCCCCGCGUGAAUUUGGACAGCAGCGACAAUUGGGCUUACAGCAGCAGCAGCAGCAAACAGCAGUUGAUCAACAACUCUAUGAGCAGCCGAAUGAAUCACAACAACAACAACAGCAGCAACAAGCACAAUUACAGCCACAAUUACAACAAGAACAGCAGCAACAGCAACAACAUCAAGAACCACAACAACAACAGCAGCAGCAGCAGCAGCAACAACAACAUCAACAACUUUUACUUCCUCAGCAAACAGAUUUUAUUAUGCCCUUGGUUAGUGGUCAAAAUUUUGCUCCUGUUGCCAAUCAACCACAAUUUUUGGAUACCAAUCAACAGUCAAUGACUCUCAAUAGUAUCCUGCAACCAUUGCUCUAUUGUGGUAAUACCGUCAAUGGCAAUGGCAAUGGCAAUGAUGCCAUGCUUGUAACAGACUGCCAAACGAAUGCAUCCCAGCCACAAAGCAGCCUAGAGGCAAGUCUGCUCUUCACCUGCGGCUCCACAACUAUUGUCAACAACAACAUUAACAACAAUAACAACAACAACAAUAAUAAUAGCAGCAACAGUAUGAACAACUGUAAUUCCACUCUAGGCAGAACUCUAAUGGGCACUCUGCCACCCACAUUAAUGCCAGCGCCACUUGCACCAGGCGUAUCAAAUUUACAGCCCUUGUCGAAUCAAACAAAUUCCAUACUAAAACGUCGCCUACGCUCGAAUGUAUCGCAGGAGACACACAAAUUCUCCAAAUUCCAUACCCUUUCACCGCACCGUUCCAAGUUGCGGAAACCAUCGCGUACCCAUUAUACACCAGCACCCAUGCUCAAUCCGGACCGUAAGGGCACCGGACUCUAUUGCAAUGUUCGCAAACAAAUGGGUCAGAAUUCGAUGUUCGAUGGAUUCGACGAUGAUUUCGGUGAUCCGGUGGGUUUGGUCGAUUUCUCUGACGAGUCAAAGGUGAAUUUAGGCUCGACAUAUCAGGCUCAGAUACCUGCCUGUAAACCAUUUGAGGAGGCGGCCCACGAUACACUUGGAGCUGAAAUGAUGUGGGAUCCCGAAAUACAGGAAGAUGAGAAAAUAUUAAUGCGCUAUAUAGAUCUGAGUAAAUCAUCAGCCGUACCCAUGGGCAGUCAUUCCGAGGAGGUAGCUCUGCAAACCUUACUCAAAUCGAAGGGAAAUUCGGCAGCGGCUGUCCUCAUUCUGCUUCAGACGCAGUCCAAUGCAUUCCAAAUGAAGUGGACGGCCAUCGAGUUGGAGCAUUUUCUGCGUGGUCUGGAAAAGCAUGGCAAGAAUUUUGGCAAAAUUGCCAAUGAGCUUGUCACCAAAUCUUCUGGCGAAUGUGUGCAAAUGUAUUAUUUCUGGAAGAAACUCUGCGUCGAUUAUAAAGUGUCACAUUUGAAAAUGGAAGCAGUUGCCCAUAGCACACCAGCCAUAGAGAAGCCCUAUGUAUGCGAAAUAGCUGAUUGUUCGGCGAGCUUUACUUCGAAAGCGGCGCUGCACGGUCAUGUACGCAUACACGCUUAUGGUCGUAACAACAACAACAACAACAACAACAACAGCAAUAGCAACAACAACAGCAACAACAACAACAACAACAACAGUAAUCAGCAUGCCACAGCAAAUGUAAAUGCAAAUGCCAGUUGCAACAACAACAACAACAAUAGCAACAGCAAUACAACUUACGCAUGCGCGCCUCAAACAGCAAACAAUGCAACUGCAACAUCAGCAGCAACAUCCACAGCAACAUCCGCAGCAGCAACAACAGCAACAGCAUAUUCUAAUAGCAACAAUAAUUCAAAUACAGCCAAUGCCAAUGCAACAGCAUCCACAGCAACAUCCAAGUCAGACACAGGCAAUAAUACCAACGCCAGCGGCAACACCAAGGACGGUGAUUUCCCCUGCAAGGUGUGCGGCAACGACGAGUCACAGUUCGAAAAUAGAAGCAAUCGUAACUGAUAUCAUCAGCACGGCAAACUUGCUAUGAAUGAGCCAAAAUUUAGCAAGCCAAGCAAACGCUGGCCAAAUCUUCGAGUCUUCAAUAAGGUCAAGAGUCGUAGUGCUCAUAUGAAAACGCAUCGUGUACAGGAGCAGGAUAAUCAAUCUGCCAAUACAAAACAACAACAACAACAACAGUUAAAUGCAAUUCCAGUAGCAGCCGCAGCAUCCGCAUCCGCAUCAGCAUUGAUUACGGCAUCUGCAUCCGCAUCGGCAACCAUAGCGAUUAUCACAACAUCGUCGUCAUAGACAUGGAUAUAGAAAAUUUGAUUUGAAAUUUGAUUGACAAUCGCGUUAAGCAAGCAGCCAAGCAUUGUUUACCACAUUUAGAAUUUAAUAAUAUAUAGUAAACAAAACCCAUGACAAAAAAAAGAAGCCAAAA